Molecule: messenger RNA, 285 nt
Organism: Hibiscus syriacus
Lineage: Eukaryota; Viridiplantae; Streptophyta; Magnoliopsida; Malvales; Malvaceae
Exons: 4
Coding region: 13-285 (90 amino acids)
Source: RefSeq, a predicted model, not a curated record
AAGGCUGCAUCCAUGUUGAAUCUGUUCAGUUUGCGUGGCUUGCCAUGGAGUGAUGCUGAUGGUCAGGAAAAGAUUCAGUUGGCUGCUGCAGAGUUAGAAUCACUAAGAUCAGAACUGGCCGAUAUAGAAGAGAGAGAAGGUUACUUAAAAGCUCAGUUGGAACAUAUCGAUGAAAUUUUGCGGUCUGCAAGUCUUUCUGGCUAUUUGUACAUCCGAACAAGGUGGACAGCUUUACCUGGAGAACCUGCUCCUCUUGAUGAUAUUGAUUUUGAUGACUGGUCCUAA